UUGGUGCUUUCACAUCGGAUACCGGACGGCUUGUUCUGGGUGGCAGCGAACGAGGCGAAAAAGGAAACGCAUGCUCUGUUCAACUUCUUGAUUCCGGUCAUCCACUGGCAUCGUCAGUGGAACAAUGGACACAAAUGCAUCACAUCGACAGAAAAGCAGUCGAAAGGAGUAAGGCUGCUUACUCUUCAUAGCCAUAACGAAGCGACUCACACUCUCAGCAGCCAUUCUGAUGAAGAC
Molecule: messenger RNA, 237 nt
Organism: Ostertagia ostertagi
Lineage: Eukaryota; Metazoa; Nematoda; Chromadorea; Rhabditida; Trichostrongylidae
Source: the annotation of a GenBank genome assembly